Meloidogyne enterolobii is the source of this 615-nucleotide messenger RNA. The record is from the annotation of a GenBank genome assembly. NCBI's taxonomy places the organism in Eukaryota, Metazoa, Nematoda, Chromadorea, Rhabditida, Meloidogynidae.
AUGGUUCAAUACAAACUUUAUUACUUUGAUGUGCGUGGUUUGGGUGAAGCUAUUAGACUUUGUUUUCAUUAUGCUGGAGAAACUUUUGAAGACAACCGCUUUACAGCUGAAAAUUGGCCAAACGAGAAAAAUAAAUUCUUCUAUGGAAAAGUUCCUGUGUUAGAAGUUGAUGGAAAACAAUUGAGCCAAUCUGGCGCAAUCCUUCAAUAUUUGUCUAAUAAAUUUGGUUUGGCUGGAAAGGAUGAAUGGGAAAAGGCUAAAAUUGUUGAAAUUUUUGACUUUUACAAGGAUGUUUACAAUGAAUUGGCACCUUAUCUUUAUGCUAAAUGGGGUAUUCGUGAAGGCGAUGUGGAUAAACUUCGAAAGGAUGUAUUUUUGCCUGGUGCAGAACGAGUCUUUCCGCUUUUUGUCAAAUUGUUGGCAGAGUCUGGUUCGGGAUUUUUCGUUAAAUCUGGCUUAACUUAUGUUGAUUUUGUAUUGGCUGAGUAUUUUGAGUUUGUCCGUUCAUUCGAGCCGGAAAUUGUCGGGAAAUACAAAGAAUUGACUGAUUUUGUCGACAAAGUUUAUGCCGAACCGAAGCUGAAGACUUAUCUGAGUACUCGAAAGACUACUUGA